AUGGCCGAGUCAAACCCCGUUCACUUCUUCGACAUACCCUCGACCCUCCCAGGGUCAUCAAAGUCAUGGUCUCCGAACACCCUCAAAGUGCGAACAGUUCUGAACUUCAAGAACAUUCCCUACACUCAAAGUUGGAUCUCCUAUCCCGACAUCAAACCCUUCACUCAGGGACUCGGCCUUGAAGCCAAUCCCACGGGAUACAAGUGGACUCUCCCUGCAAUCAUCCACGACAGUGUAACAUCCAACCCAAACGGCGCAAUGAUGGACUCGCUUCCCAUCGUGCAACACCUCGAUAAGGUCUUUCCCGAGCCCCCGCUCUUCCCAUCCGGCGAUGCAAGCUACGCACUGUUACUUGCGGUACAAAGACUAACCAUUGGAUUGGGCCCUGCAAUCCGAUCGAUUAUCAUUCCCACUGUACCUGAGUACCUGGAUCCUCGUGGACAGGAGUAUUUCGUGCGGACUCGGAGCGAGUCUUUUGGGAAGCCGUUGGCUGAAGUUAGGCCCACAGACCCAGCAGAGAUCCAAGAGCUCUGGGAAUCGGUUGAGAAGAGCAGUGGACCGUUGCUUGAUGUCUUGAAGGGGAGGGAGGGAAAGAAGGGACCGUUCUUCGAGGGGGAGAAGGCUGGGUGCGUGGAUUUGUUCUUCGUGUCUACUUUGGCGUUUCUGCAUCGAUUCGCUCCGGAUCUUUGGGAGAAGUUUAUGGCAUUUGGAGAUGGUGAGUUCAGGGUGUUGUGGAAUGUCUGUUCACCUUGGUUGGAGGGACAGGGAGAAGAGAAGGAGUGGCCGGUUCCACAGGUGGAUGCGUGA
Messenger RNA from Penicillium malachiteum, 807 nucleotides. RefSeq names its product glutathione S-transferase family protein. NCBI's taxonomy places the organism in Eukaryota, Fungi, Ascomycota, Eurotiomycetes, Eurotiales, Aspergillaceae. The transcript has 2 exons. The coding region runs from base 1 to 807 and encodes 268 amino acids. The record is from RefSeq and is a predicted model, not a curated record.